Messenger RNA from Platichthys flesus (European flounder), 540 nucleotides. Its product is annotated as interferon a3-like. The record is from RefSeq and is a predicted model, not a curated record. Gene Ontology annotation, molecular function: cytokine receptor binding. Gene Ontology annotation, biological process: defense response; response to exogenous dsRNA. Lineage: Eukaryota; Metazoa; Chordata; Actinopteri; Pleuronectiformes; Pleuronectidae. Gene Ontology annotation, cellular component: extracellular region. Bases 1 to 540 code for a protein of 179 amino acids. The transcript has 5 exons.
AUGCUCCACAGGAUCUUCUUACUUUGUCUCGGUCUGAGCGUGGCAGGCUCGGCGCUGAGCUGCAGAUGGAUGGAUCACAAGUUCAAACAGCUCAGUGAGAACUCUUUGGAUCUACUAGAGAUGAUGGCUCAUAACUCCACUAACUCCACUGAGGAUGUUGAAGUGUUCUUCCCUGAGGAUCUGUACAGUCAGACGUCCAAAGCAGCAGCUGAGGAUAAACUUGCGCUCACGGUGCAUGUUCUGGAGGAGGUGGUGCUGCUGUUUGAGGAGGACCACAGCGCUGCAUCAUGGGACGACAGAAGAUUGGAGGACUUCCUCAACGUCAUGAGCCGACAGGCUGUCGGCCUUCGCUCCUGUAUUGUGAGAGACAGCCACAAGAAGAAGAACAAGAAGCUGCGCAUGUAUUUCAAGAGACUGUCACGUCAUGUGCUUCAUCAACUGGACUACUCUGCUGAAUCCUGGGAACUGAUCAGGAAGGAAAUUAAAGGUCAUCUGAUGAGAUCCGACCUGCUGCUUUCAUCUCUACUCGCCGGCAACUAG